CUCUCUCUGGCUUGACGGCGUGCCACUCUCUUCGCCGGGGCGCGACAAACGACGGCGCGACUCCCACCGCACUGUCGGCUCCAACAAACGGCGAGCCACCGCGCCGCUUUGCCCACAAAACGACGCGCUAGCCGACGAAGCGGCACCUCUCUAUACCCCGCCAUUGUCUCGCGAAGGGGCCGCGAACCACAUGGACACGAGGACGGCGGCAGGGACGGACCCGGACAGAGGAGCGGGCGCAGGGGGGAGGCAGACGCCCGAGGCGAGGCGACAUAGCGGCUCCCGCGGCGACAUGGACGCGACGCCUAGGCCAGGCAGGAUUGUGCCGCGUCAUGCGAUCCGCGACUUCCAAAGUGAAACCGACAGCCAGAGCCGGAGCUCCAGCCGCACACGGACCUCGAGCCAGCCAUCUACGCGCAAGAGAAGGAGGCAGCUCGAGAUUGCCGAUGAGCCGAUUGAUAUCUUUACCUUUGCCAGCACUUCCUGCCAGGACCAGGAUGAUUUCGCAUUGCCUUUGCCGCUGCAGGAGCUCUUGAGAGACUUCGGGACAGUCCGUAACGGCGCCAUCCCUUUCGUCUCGCAAUCUCGCAAAUCGGAGCUCGGCGCCCUCGGCUUUGGGGACAGCGCCUACUUCGAGGAGCAGUCUUGCCAGGGCGGGCAAGGGCCCAAAGAAAUCAGCGAGAACCUCGAGUCCCCAAGCCUGCAAUGCGUCCGCGAAAUUUUGGACGCGGCGGCCGAGUGCCAUGAGGAGUGGUAUGACGAGGCUGGUUGGAACGCCGCUGUGCACUUCCCGCUGCUGAGGUUGGCGAUACCUAGGCACAGCCAAAUCAACGUCACGCCAUGCACCUCAGCCCGGAUCCAGAGGGACUACCUCCCUACCGGCUCGAAAAACGGGCACAUGGUUGACUUCUGCCUCAGCAUCGACCCCAAGUGGCCCAAAGGACGCAUGGCCACCACCCCCGCCCUGCAGGCUAUCAAUGGCGCUAGCAGACAUCUGCCGGGUUCUUCCAUCAACCACACCGACUUCCGCCCGCUGAGGCAGAAGCCAAUCGCUGUCAGCAUCGAGACUAAGUGUCUUGGAGGGUCCGUCAAAACCGCCGAGGUUCAGCUAGGCGUGUGGCAGGCCGCGCAGUGGAAGAUGCUCGACACAUUAACCGAGGUCAACACUGAGCGCGACCCGCCCGAGUCCAUAUCACCACCCCCACCCAGACCCGAAUUUCUGCCUGCAAUUCAUAUUGUCGGACACGAGUGGAAAUUUGCGGCCGCGAUAAAGCAGGGCAAUAAAACCAUUCUACUCACCGAAUGCUCUCUCGGAAGCACCAAUACGGUUUGGGAUAUUUACAAAAUUAUUUGGGCAGUCCGUCGCCUUGCCCGCUAUAGUGUCGAGCAAUACUGGUUUUGGUUCCUUUCUCGCAUUAGUUAG
Molecule: messenger RNA, 1423 nt
Organism: Gaeumannomyces tritici R3-111a-1
Lineage: Eukaryota; Fungi; Ascomycota; Sordariomycetes; Magnaporthales; Magnaporthaceae
Exons: 1
Coding region: 191-1423 (410 amino acids)
Source: RefSeq, a predicted model, not a curated record